UGAGCGUCAUUCAAUGCCGACCAUGUCUUGGCAGGCGGACGCGGGGCGCGAGGCUGAUGCGACCGGCGGGUGGCAGGUUGUCAUGUCGCGUAAUGGCCCGCGCCGCCCGGCUUUCGCAGCCCCAGCAUUCAAGCCGCCGCCCAUCCCACGCAGGUUGUUCGGGCGGUGCUGUCAGUUCCUCUUCCGCGGACAAAGAGCCUCGGUGUGCCGUGACCCACUCCGCUGCUCACGCUGCCUUUAGAACGGGCACAAAGCGCGCAGAUGCCGCAAUCAGCGGAGGUCCCUGAGCUCUCUCGACUCGCUUGCCAUGCCACCACCCCCUCUGCCUCGCCCUGCUGCCGCCCCUGAAGUGGUGCCGCCAUGCAUUGGUCAGGGCUGGGAGGCUCCUUAUCCGCGCCCACUGCUUCAGGUGGCCUCUCCACCCGCAGCGAUGGCCCGCCCUGGUGAUGUUGCUCUCAGGCCGGCGGAAGAUUUUGCUGUGGUGCCGGCUACUCCCGAGAUGCAAGCGGAGUCGGCCCUCCUCUCCUCCAACGCUGCUGUCGGCUGGCUCGAGGGCGUCUCGUGCCGAAAGGUUGCUGAUGAGAUCGUUGCUGCCUUGGGCGUGCGUCCGACCGACGUCAAGGUGGUGAAGCACUACCCCGAGCAGUUCUUCAUCCGGUUUAUGAUAACACAGGUAGAAGUCCCUCAUUGAUUCGGUUUUCCUACCAGAGAUGACCCCUAAAAAUGUAUGAAGACAUUGAAGUCAAAG
Molecule: messenger RNA, 748 nt
Organism: Triticum urartu
Lineage: Eukaryota; Viridiplantae; Streptophyta; Magnoliopsida; Poales; Poaceae
Source: RefSeq, a predicted model, not a curated record